Molecule: messenger RNA, 2014 nt
Organism: Leopardus geoffroyi (Geoffroy's cat)
Lineage: Eukaryota; Metazoa; Chordata; Mammalia; Carnivora; Felidae
Gene: TMEM139
Product: transmembrane protein 139
Exons: 4
Coding region: 926-1549 (207 amino acids)
Source: RefSeq, a predicted model, not a curated record
UCCUCCCCUACUUGUGCUGUCUCUGCCUCUCUCAAAAUAAACAAAUAAACUUUAAAAAUUUUAAAGAAAAGCUUACAGUGGAAGAAAGGUAUGUAAACAGAAAAUUACUAAAUAAACAGCUAAAGGCUUAAACAGGGGUAGGAAGGAAUGCUCUAGAUACGCUGUGGAGACAGCCUCCACAGUAGGCAUCACCCUGGAUGUGGCUUUUGAAGAAUCAAGGGUCAAGUGGGCCAAGAAGCAUACACCAAAAUGUCUUACAGGCCUACAGAAAACAAGUUCACAGAAACGGUACUUUGGCAGCAGCCGAAGCAGGACACGCCAUCCCAUGCCCACAGCAAACCAUGCAAAGCACUAUGUGAUCUAGAGAGAUUAAAUAAAUUGUGGCCUCCGCUCCUAGGCAUUAAAUACAUUACCUAAAUAUAAGACAAACUAUUCAGAAUACAGUGUGCUUUGAGCAGAUGUGGAAACUGAAUAUAAAUCUGGUCCUAAGUACAAAGAUCACUGAGGUGGGUGUGGGGGUGACAGGAGCACUCUCAUUAAGGCACGGGUACGGGGUGGGUGGAGUUAAAACCAAAAAAGAAAAAAAAAAAAAAAAUCAAGGUGGGGCAAUAGCAGGUCAAGUGGAAGCAGAAAGAGGAGGAAGCCUACGCCAGGAACUGAGGGAUUGGAACAGAAAAGUGGGUGGAGCCAGUGGGCUCCACCCCCGCCUCCUCCGGCUAGGCUACAACCUACUUUCUGCGGAGUCGUUCCAGACAGGUGAGAGAGGAACUUCUAAGACCGAUGCUGGUGAGCACCAAAGCCCCAGGCAGGGCCAGCCAGGACUGGGUCUUGGAUGGUGUAGAAAGAUAGAGCUGGAAGGGACACUGCAAGGAAGAAGGAAGAAGGAAGGAAGGCAGGGCCAUUACACAGAGCCUGGGGAGGGGCCAUGGUGCCAAGACAGUUUUGGGGGAGACUGGAGAAGCCGCUUCUCUUCCUGUGCUGCGCCUCCUUCCUCCUGGGGCUGGCUUUGCUGGGCAUACAGCCAGACAUCGCCCCUGUUGCUUAUUUCUUUCUCACCUUGGGUGGCUUCUUCUUGUUUGCCUGCCUCCUGGCCUGUAUUCUGGAAUGGGGGUUCCGAUCAAUGCAGACCGAGAAUUCGGGGGCCUCAAGCAAUGCACGCGACAACGAGGCCUUUGAGGUGCCAACCUAUGAAGAGGCUGUGGUGUUGGAAUCACAGUGCCGCCCCCAAGAGCUGGGUCAACCACCCCCCUACAGCAGUGUUGUAACCCCCCCAGUACUUGAGGAAGGACAGCCUGGCCAUCCAGAGGGGCCCGAAAGAGCUAGACUGGAAAGGCGAGUGGGCUCAGAGGGAUCUAUGACCUCAGGAAACCCUGGAAGAGCUCCAAUCAGCCUUCGGCUUCGGGGACCCCGAGCUGUGUCCACUGCUCCUGAUCUGCAGAUCUUGGGGAUGCCCCCCAAACUGGAGCCUCUUACCCCACCCCCUGACUAUGAUGUCAGCUUUGGUCAACCUGAUGAUGUUUUCUUUGAAAACAACCGGACACCCCCCUAAGAGACUAUGCCAGGAUAUAUCCUCUCUGCGCCAGACUCAUUCAUUCAUUUGACCAACAUUUCCCAGUGCCUGCCACGUAUCAGGAACUCUGUUUCCACGUGGGGAACUUAACACAGAGGGGAGUCAGGCUAUCCUAAGCCUCUCCCAGCUGAGAUGUACAUAGCACUGUUGGAGUCUUCGAGUAACAUUCAGUGACCUACCCCAUAUCCGAUAUUUCCAGAGUUAGACGAGUAUGAGAGGAGUGACCCAGAGAAUCUGGAGAAGGAAGAAAAGAAACAUCUGAGUGACAGCUAUGUUGCUUCUGUUCUGGGUGCUUCAUCUCUAUUAGUACAAGAAGACUUUCCCAGCCUUGUGAGGUAUUACUGCCCUCAUUUGAAAAAUAAGGAUCCCAAGGGUCAGAGGAGUUUGAUAAUUUGCACAGGGGCACACUGCUAGUAAAUAGCAUAAAAAUGUUUACUCUUCUGA